Puntigrus tetrazona (Sumatra barb) is the source of this 888-nucleotide messenger RNA. It is a transcript of the gene dnajc30b, whose product is annotated as DnaJ (Hsp40) homolog, subfamily C, member 30b. The transcript has a single exon. NCBI's taxonomy places the organism in Eukaryota, Metazoa, Chordata, Actinopteri, Cypriniformes, Cyprinidae. Bases 35 to 718 code for a protein of 227 amino acids. The record is from RefSeq and is a predicted model, not a curated record.
CUUUGUUUACCGGAUAUGGGGUUUGCGGACGGGCAUGGCGGAGGUCAGCGGCUGUUUGAGGAGCGGAGCGCGCAAACUCUCUGUCGUUAUAACACCACGGAGACGUUAUCAUCGUCACCUGUCCGCGGCGGAUGAGUCUGCGAGCCCCGCCGGUUCCGACAGCACCCACGGAGAGAGCAGACCGCCGCGAGAGCGAGGGUACUGCACCGGGCCGCGCAAGGACAGCCCCGACCCUCCGCUCCGGAGCCCGACCGCCUACUACGACAUCCUGCGGGUGUCACCGAACGCCACGCCCGCGCAGAUCAAGAGCGCCUAUUACAAACAGUCCUUCAUCCAUCACCCGGACCGGAACCGGAGCGAGGACGCGGCGCGGCGUUUCGCGCUCGUCGCCGAAGCCUACGGCGUGCUCGGCGACAGCGUCCUCCGGAGGAGCUACGACCGCGGGACACUCGACCGGAGCGCCGGGAGACCGCCGUCCUCGCGCGCCACGACGCCGCCGCCUCCUCCUCCUCGAGCUCGCUUCGACUUCGACGCGUUCUAUCAGGCGCAUUACGGCGAGCAGCUGCGGAGAGAGGCGCAGACGCGGCGCGCGCGCGAGCAGAUGCGCGAGCUGCAGCAGCGCAGACUCCGAGUCUGGACACGGGAGAAGAUGAACGACGUGACCGUCGUGUUCCUGCUGCUCUUCGGAGCCGGCCUUCUCUUCAGCCUGAGGUCCUGAACCAAGAGACUGAUAACCGAGAAGAAGGCCGUCGCUGCUCCCCUUUUCCGUCACACUUUAAUUUAUUCAGUUGAUUGAAUAAAAAUGUAAUUUAAUAUACAUUACCAGUUAUUUUAAAUAACUGAAAUAUCUCUUCUGCUCAGCAAGUCUGAAUCUAUUCGAUCCGAAAA